UGCUUUCAUCUAUUCGUUACAGGCGCACCAGCAAGAUGGCGGAAGCGGACUCAUGGGAUGCUGACAGUUUCGAGCCAGAAGAGCCUAUCAAAAAGGCGGCAAUACAUGACAAAUGGGAAGGCGAGGAUGAGGACGAUGAUGUGAAAGAUAAUUGGGAUGAUGAGGAAGACGAGGAGAAAGUUACAGAGAAGAAAACAGGUAAUGACAGCCACUCCUCAGAAAAGAAAAAAUUAAGCGAUAAAAUUAAAGAAAAGGAAAAUUUACAAAGAAAAAAGCAAGAAGAACUCAGAAAGAGGUUAGAGCAAUCAAGUGAAGACACAGCUCUUACACCAGAGGAGGAAUUAGCUGAAAAACUUAGAGUGAAGAAGCUUCAGGAGGAUUCAGACUUGGAAUUAGCUAAAGAAGCAUUUGGUGUCUCAAACAAUGUUACAGGAAUUGAUGCUAUGAGCCCUUCAUCCAAAGAUGACUUCACAGAGUUUGAGCGCUUGUUGAAAGAUAAAAUAUUACCAUAUGAGAAAUCAAUACAUUAUUCCACUUUUUUAGAGUCUCUCUUUAGAGACCUCUGUCUUUCAUUGGAAGUGGAGGAUUUAAAGAAAAUCAGCAACUCUCUCACAGUGUUACUGAGUGAGAAGCAGAGGCAAGAAAAGCAAAAUAAAGGGAAGAAGAAAAAGAAGGGUGUAUUACCAGGAGGAGGUUUAAAAGCCAAGAUGAAAGAUGAUCUUGCUGAUUACGGGGAGUUCGACGGAGGAUAUGUACAAGAUUACGAGGACUUCAUGUGACCCUGGCUCUAUAAUCUUUCACUUUCUCCUGACUGCUCAACCAUUGUCCUUCACAGCAUGGCCUUUCCCCUUGGCACAGACCCAUCACCAGCGCCGUGCUUAAAAAAAAAAGAAAAGACUCCGAACAUCAGCCCAUGCCCCCCCCCCCUUUCUCUCUCUCUCUCUCUCUCUCUCUCUCUCUCCCUCCCCCUCUCUCCCACACACAUACACACAGAACCUUUCAAAGUUUCAGAGGGGUUUUUACACAAAUAAGCCUAACUGCUGUGUUUCACCAUGCUGUGCAAAACAAUUCUCAUUUAACACUAGGUGGAGGGGAAAAUAACACAAUGAAGAUGAGAUGAUCAGCUGUUGUGAAGGACUCCAUCAGAAAUGUUGAGAUGCGUAGAUGAGGGAUAUUUUGAACCAGUUCCAUUGACUCGUAAUUUUCUUUGGUGUCCAUCAAGAAAUUACAAACUUAACAUUAUUGAAGAGUGUCACUGUUUGACAAAUGCUACUGCUUGGAAAUAAAUUGGACGUUCUAUGCAAAUUUCAGGAUAUGCUUAUCAUAUAUAUACUGCAUUUCAUGCUUCGUGGGGUUGGUAUCAAGUACUUCUCUCUGAGGUCGUUUUAACAGGGGUGUGUGUGCCAAGAUGUCAUGUUUGGUUUGGUUUGUGGUUUGCAGUUGCUGCUUGCACUGAAGCUGGUAAAGGCAGCUUUUGCAGUGAUUUGAUGGACUACAGUUUGAAUGACAUUUUAGAUGCAGUCAAAAUCUUAUUCUCAUGUUCUGAUUUUAUUUUUAGGUUACUGUGUGGUUUUAUUGGUUUGGAAGUAUUUUGAAACCAUUUUCUGUGUAGUGCACUUAUUAUUGCACUAAUUGUAUAUUUUAAACAACACAUAGCAUUUUAACUGAACAGUGUUGUACCGCUAGAUAAUCAGUUUGGAGCUAUGUGAGGAUGUAUCGAAAUGCUUUCGAUAGACCUUACAUGUUGAAAGAUUCCACAGAUGUCAGAAACUGAAUUAAUUUCAAUAUAAAAUGUCAGUUUUGUGGUGGGAAAAUGCAGCGUGCUACUUUUGACUAGUACAAUUCAUUGGGGUUCACAGAGCAGGACGACUCUGUGUGUUUGCGUUUCUAUUUGUAUAAAUAUACUUAAGGGACCAUGUGGCUUUUUGCAGGCUGAGGUUGGUUUCAUGCUUUAAUCACGUCAUGAAACGCUUCUCACAAGUCUAAGAGCAGCAAAGCAAAUGAUAAAACCCAACAGUGUUUUAUAAACACACAUCUAAUAAAAUCUGCCCCCUUAA
Messenger RNA from Chanos chanos (milkfish), 2057 nucleotides. RefSeq names its product eukaryotic translation initiation factor 3, subunit Ja (gene eif3ja). Lineage: Eukaryota; Metazoa; Chordata; Actinopteri; Gonorynchiformes; Chanidae. Gene Ontology annotation, molecular function: translation initiation factor activity. The transcript has 8 exons. Gene Ontology annotation, cellular component: cytoplasm; eukaryotic translation initiation factor 3 complex. The record is from RefSeq and is a predicted model, not a curated record. The coding region runs from base 36 to 779 and encodes 247 amino acids.